CCUCGUAGCAACAAGCAGGCCCUCCCCGGCCCCUCAGGCAGCUGGCUCUGCCAGGGCAAGGAGGCCCGAGGGAGGGCUUCGAAACCAUGCUUCCGGACUGACACUCCUUGGCGCGCCCGAGAGCCAAGCCAUGGAGAAGGAGGUGGCGACGGGGCACAGGCGGCAUCGGCCCACGCCGGGAACCGCCGCCCUCCCGGUGGCCUCCAGGCUCCACAGAGUGGUCACGGAAGCCUCCGAGCUACAGAGGAGCAAGAGCGAGGCGGCCUUCCCUCAGAGGAGGGAGAGAGCCAGUCCGGCCAAGUCGCUGUUGCAGGAAAUCGCUGAGGAGUUGGAAAAAGAGCCAAGAGUCGAAGUGGAGGAUGCUAGCUGCCAGGUGAACUUAGAGGAUGAAAAGGACAAGCACCCAGGUGCACUAAAAAAGGUAGAGAGAAAGACAGGGGAGAAUGAAGAGGAGGAAGAAGGUGAAAAUGAGGAGGAGGAGGAGGAGGAGGGAGAUCCAGAGAAAGAAAAGAACAGAAAACAUUCCCUCGAAGAAAUGUAUGCGGAAGCAGAGGCAAGUGACCCGGAGUUUUCCAAGCCAGACGACCUCCUGCUUGAGAAAUAUGACAGCUCUUUCCUCCUUCAGAAACUGCACCCUGUAUUUGUGGAGAUCGAUUUACGAGACCACGUCGAGGAGAAUAUCGAAAGAAUUUUGGCGGAAGGAGAGAUCGACGAGGAGGCGGGAGAGAGGUCCGAUGAAGAUGAUGCGGCAGGCCCAAGAGCAGCUGGAUGUGCUGUUUCCCCGUGUCGGCAAAGAAGAAACCCAAAGACAGAAGCCUGUAACCAAUCCAGAAGGAGCUCAAGACCACCCAGCCAGCAGGGACCCCCCAACCCCGAACUGGCAGGCGGACCUCCCGUAGAACUACUCCACACCCCCCUUUUCCACAAAGAAUUAAAGUCUGAGAAAAACCGUGGAAAUGGGUAACGUGUGUCUGUUUCACCUCGCUGAUUUCCUACUACAACCCAGCCUGCGUACUUGGAUCCUCUUAACUGC
This is a messenger RNA of Ornithorhynchus anatinus (platypus), 1033 nucleotides long. It is a transcript of the gene C20H13orf46, whose product is annotated as chromosome 20 C13orf46 homolog. Lineage: Eukaryota; Metazoa; Chordata; Mammalia; Monotremata; Ornithorhynchidae. The record is from RefSeq and is a predicted model, not a curated record. The transcript is spliced from 8 exons. Bases 131 to 964 code for a protein of 277 amino acids.